This is a messenger RNA of Uloborus diversus, 3570 nucleotides long. Its product is annotated as protein zer-1 homolog. The record is from RefSeq and is a predicted model, not a curated record. Lineage: Eukaryota; Metazoa; Arthropoda; Arachnida; Araneae; Uloboridae. Gene Ontology annotation, cellular component: Cul2-RING ubiquitin ligase complex. Bases 199 to 2604 code for a protein of 801 amino acids. The transcript is spliced from 16 exons.
GUUAUGAUGGCGACUAGUGUGUAUGGUAUUUUAACCCAUAUAACUUAUAUUUAUUUCUAGGUGUCAUCCUUUACGUUCUGGGCGCAAUGUUUACUUCUUUCGAGAAUCGAAUGAUGUUUUCCUGGUAAAAAUGAUUUUUCUUAAUAAAAGUACAAGAAAGAAAAGUGCUCUGUUGUUGGCCAGCUGAAAAACUCUAAAAUGGUUGACUUUCCUUCUGUGUGGAUUGAAAAUAGUCCAGAAUCACUUCUGGACAUAACACUCAGGUACUGCAUAAGAGAUCCAAGCACCUUCUGUUGCUAUAUUCCAACGAAAGGGGAACAUGAGUUGCAACAAGGCCUUUCUCUACCGGUGGAAAUUUGUGAGCGAAUGCUGAAACUUAGUAAGGAGGAACUGAGUGAUGAUUGCUUCAAUAAAUUUAUCUGCUUAUUCAAAGAUUGUUCUAGAACUCGUUUAAAAAAUGUGGAUGUGAGUGAUACAUCGAUUGAAGAUAUUGCCCUAGCUAUCCUGACUCAGCAUAAGCUCGUGGAAUUAAAUAUUUCAGGGUGCAAGAAAUUAACAGCACAAUGUUUGAAUUAUGUUUCCCAUACGUGGUCCAGUUUGCACUCUCUUGUUGUAGGUUCCAGCUCACAAGUACUUCUAGAAGCAGAGGUGGCAUCUCCGCAUUGGAUGUACCAUCCACAUCAUCGCAUGGGACUGUUCACCACCACAGCUGGAGAAGACACAAAUGUUGCUCAACUUGAUGUAGACCAAGAUUUGCUUGAACUUCCAAACCUUCGUAGGCUCGUUAUUCAUGGCCUCACAAAAACUAAUUCAAACGUUCAUUUUAACUGCCUGUUAAGCAAUACCUGUAACCUUACUCAUCUAGACCUCUCAAACUGUGAAUCUCUAGAUGAUUUACAGUGUUUGGUGUUUCAACAAAAUUUAGUAUCCUUGGUUUUAUGUGAUGUUCCUGAUGUUGAACGUUGUUUUAAAAAUAUAAUCAAGCUGAAGUCUUUAAGGCACCUAGACAUAUCUCAGUCCAAUGAACUCACAAUAUAUUAUGAGAAUCCCAACAAAGUCCUGAAAAUCAUAGUAGAUAAUUUGGAAGAACUUGUGUCCUUGGAUAUCUCUGGAACAAAUCUUGCUGGAAGCAGAACACAAGAGCGUGAUGAAAGAUCAAGUUCUCUCGAAAAAUCUGGUGAAGAGGAAAAUCUUACAGAUAUACCAGGCCUUGCAAGUAGAGUGAAGAGGCCUUUGGAAUUUCUUGGUCUUCUAAACACUGCUUAUGAUGCUUGUUACAGGCAUCAUAUUCCAGCUAAGAAGAUUUCUGGAGAUGCAACUGAAGAGCAGAUUCUAAUUGCUGGACAAAUGUACUGCUCUCGUGAACCAAUGAUACAAAAGGUUCUCAACGAUUUAUUCCAUCUUUUUCGUUUCUCUACUUGUCGAAACACGAAGUUGGCUCUUGAUGUUGUUAUGGAAGCAAUGAGAAUUCAUUUAAAAGUCAAACAUAUUCAAGUGUCCGGCAGUGCUUCGUUGUUUUACAUUGUUAAAGGAGAUGACAAAGAACAUUUUAACAUUAAAAUACGAAGGAAAAUCAUAAAAAUAUUACUAGAUGCUAUGUUUUCUCAUUAUUCCGAUGUAACAAUGCUGAGAAAUGGCUGUUUGACUCUCAUACAUUUUAAAAUGCCUGAAGAUGCGUUUUUUGACUAUGAGCGCUUGGUGAGUUUGCUGCUGUUGAUUGUAGCCCAAGAGGAGCAAGAUGAUUUUGUUCAGCGUAUUGGUGUCUAUCUUUUGAACAGUUUGGCUUGUCAGGUGGAUGGAGUGCAGAAGCAGCUUGUUGGAGAUCGUGGAGCGAUAACAAUAAUGCUGGAUCUUAUAAGAAAGCGAUUGGCUGAAAAUGUAUGUGAUGAGGUGAUGGAGACAGCUUGGAGCACAAUGUGGAAUGUUACUGAUGAAACUCCUCUUAAUUGUUCACGGUUUCUGGAAGGAAGAGGGAUGACUCUUUUCUUGGGAUGCUUACAGGCUUUUCCAGAAAAACCAGAGCUCUUGAGAAAUAUGAUGGGACUUUUGGGAAAUGUUGCUGAAGUUAAAGAGCUUAGGACUCACUUGAUGAAAGAUGAAUAUUUAACUGUAUUUAGUGAUUUGCUGAGCAAUGAUAGUGAUGGCAUUGAAGUGAGCUACAAUGCGGCAGGUAUUUUAUCACAUAUAGCGUCAGAUGGUCCAGAGUCAUGGGCUUCCCAUAAUAUUGCCUCUGUCAAAAGGCAAGCUGUGUUGCAAAGAAUGGUUGAUGUCAUUGAAAAGUGGGACCUUGAAGCAAAGAGAAAUAUCAAUUACAGAUCUUUCGAGCCUAUUCUGAGGCUGCUGUCUGUAAAUCAUACACCAGAGGCUCAACAUUGGGCAGUGUGGGCAUUAGCGAAUUUAACACGAGUGUACCCAGAAAAAUAUUGCCUUUUAUUGAAAGAAGAAGGAGGCAUUGAACUACUGAAAGGACUCCUAGAAAAUCCUGGAUACAAAAGAAUUGGGGAAUUGGCAGAAAUUAUUAUUAAACAAUGCCAAAAAUUUGAAUCCAGUGGCGGAGAAUAUUGUGAAAGUGAAGACUCGGAAGAAAUUUUGGUGUAUAUUUAAGAGCUAACUGUAAAUAUAUUUAUGUGAACAUUCAUAAGUAAAAUUAUAUGCCUGGUUAUGUCAAAAAAUAAUAGAUUUAAAAUCAAAAUUGGUUUUAUUACCUUUGAAUUUUAGACAGAAUGUUAUGAGUAUUCUUCUAGCAUUGAAUUUUUAUCAUUACUCUUUCUAUGAAAGACCUAAAAAAAAGUAAUAGUUAGUUAGAAGGAUAAGGAUAAGGAAAUGAAGUGUGAGUUUUAUUUUCAUUCAUAGCCUUUCUUUUUAUUAUGAAUAAAAGUUUUAAAGUCAUUUGCCAACUUUGUGUACUCAAAAUUGUGCAUUUCAAAGUGAAACCUAAAACAUAAAUACAUAUUGGCAUUUAAUUUUGAAACUCAUGCAUAUUAAUUUAAACUGUAAGUAAAUAUCGUUGUCUCUGAGCAACAGUAAGAUAUCUUAGUGUUAUUACUGGGACUAUAUAUCUUACUGUUGCUCUGAUGCGACGAUAUGAGAAAUGUACAUCAGAAAAAUAUUAUUAGGCUAUAAAAAACUUGCAUAAAAUCUUUUGAAUUGGGGCGUUUCUGUUCAAUUGAGCUUUUCAAAUUCUCUUGCUGUAUUUUCAAAAUAUUCCUGUAUAUAUCUUCUAAAAAUUAGAGGUUUUUUUUUUGUAAAAUCUUAGAACGUAUGUAAUAUACAUAUGUAAAUAGUACGUAACAAUCAGUCAUUACUAAAAAAAAGUUAAUUUAGUAAAAGAUGAAUAAAAUUGUAAAAUUUGAAGUGUAGCAAAAAUAUGAAAACCUUGCUGUUUUGUUGCUUCAACAGGUUAUUAGCAUUUUUUUUUCUUUAAUUGCAAGUGUAGACUGCUUCCUUUCAAAAGUAAUCAAUUUUAUCUUAAUGUAUAAGUUUUCAUGAUUAAAAUCUUUAUUUUGAAUUUUAACUUGCAAAAUUGAUCAGCAUAAUACAAUCUAUGAAUUUAUAUCUAUAUAUGUAACU